AUGCCGAGGGCGACGUCGUCCGGCGAGGUAGCUGGUAGUACUAAGCACGGUUCGAGCGAGAUCAGCCCUGCGGUCGUAGCGAACCGAUCCCAUUUAGGACGGAGGAGGUCCGGGUCGGCCAUUUCUCGUGAGACGCCCUCCAAACGCGUCCGAAGAGCGGACCGUUCGGAGUGGAGUGAAGAGGAGCAAAGGAGAGAGCUCGACGGCGUUAUGCGUGGAUUGGAUAACGAAUUUGCCGAGAAAGAGCAGCUCUCUUAUAACCAGGCGUGGUAUACGCCGAUCCCAACCAGGAGCAAGGUUAAUACCGUCCAGGAGUUCUAUAAAGCGUUCCAUGAUGUGAACACGUUACCGAUACUCACUUACAUGUUUUGUUAUGGCAAUUCCUGUCUAAAGCACUUAGAGAAAGGUAGUCUAUCUCCAGCCGCCCAGUUACACGACCGACUCGGGUGCGAGCAUAUAUUCCCCGGUAAAUUAAAGGAUCUGACGCCGAUCGAGGAGAAGCUUAUCGCGCUGAAUUCGUGCUACGGCUUUAUCGCCCAGUAUAGUAUCCCUAAUGGUCCGAGGCAAGGAGUGAGGUAUAGAAGGCAUGUCAAGGGGCAUAUCACCGUCUUCCCAAAUAACGUGCAGGAGCUGGUGGCCAACGUCCUCCCGCAUCCGCUCCUGAAGGUAGUCGACGAGAUUCAUGUAUCCUGGCACAUCGAGAUCGACGUGGCGGAAUUGGACAGCUGGGAUGCGCCCUUACACGGGGUACCAUCUCGAGUAUAUGAGCGGUUAAGACGGGACGAGCCGUCGGCGCAGGAGAAGGCACGAACCGGGCAGGUAGUCCCGUCUACGGAGCGUGGCCUAGACGAGGGAGAAGCAGUAGAUAUUCGAGAAGAUCCGGGCAAUAAACGACGGGGUGGGACGGCAGAGGUGCGGCGUUGGAACGGUGCCGAGCCGUAUAUCGUGGUAAACCGGGGCGAGGACUUUGCCGAUCCGUUCGAUGCACGGUUUUUCGCAAAGACGUUCCCAACGCUGUUCCCUCUCGGUCGUGGGGGCCCACUUCAGGCGGAUAAGAGCAUCCAGGACGUCGCUGGGGCGAGGGACGUAGGCAUCGAAGCGGCUGAUCGGCUGAGGGGCCUUAUUAUAUCACGGAACAUGAGCCUCGAGACGUAG
This is a messenger RNA of Eremomyces bilateralis CBS 781.70, 1155 nucleotides long. RefSeq lists its product as uncharacterized. The transcript is spliced from 4 exons. The record is from RefSeq and is a predicted model, not a curated record. The coding region runs from base 1 to 1155 and encodes 384 amino acids. NCBI's taxonomy places the organism in Eukaryota, Fungi, Ascomycota, Dothideomycetes, Eremomycetales, Eremomycetaceae.